Molecule: messenger RNA, 1708 nt
Organism: Xyrauchen texanus (razorback sucker)
Lineage: Eukaryota; Metazoa; Chordata; Actinopteri; Cypriniformes; Catostomidae
Product: mesenteric estrogen-dependent adipogenesis protein-like
Exons: 5
Coding region: 287-931 (214 amino acids)
Source: RefSeq, a predicted model, not a curated record
CCGUUUUAAGCUGACAUAAUGUUUAAGGUGACUAACAGGAAAUAAAUACAUUUAUUUAAAGCUUUGUUUACUGUUCAAUGAGGACACCAAGGCCUGUUAACCCAUUCCCUAACAGUACUGGUGAUACAAAGAAACCAUUUAGUUGAACUAUGACGCCGAUAAAUUGGCUUUGAUAUGCAGAUUUAACGCUCCACGCCUUCCAAUCACACCAGAGGUCCUUUAGCGAGCUGGAUGAACGCUUGGAUCUUUCCACAACAGGUUAAAAAAGGACGAUAAGGAUUAAAACAUGCCACAAAACAACAGCUCGCAGUUUGUUAUGGAUGUUAUCGAGGUUGAGACGUUUCUGAACGCCCCACCUCAAGGAUUCAGCGUUGAACAUUGUGCGGGUCGCAGAGUCGUGAAAUGGGAUCAAGAGAAUUCUUGCGUGUUUAUAGAUGAAUUUCAGUCCAGCAAAGGAAAAGUCGUGUUCUGUAAUUCACCAGGAAGGAAAGUUACAGUACGUAAUUUGGGAGAGUACACAUGCUUGAGGAGACGACUGACCUCAAGAAGAAUAUACGUGCUGGUGUCCGCAUGCACUCACACAACCACAAAGUUCAAAGACAACAAAUACAUAAAUGAUCCAGCUCUUGGGUACUAUGUGGUGGUGAUCAACGGCAAUCAUCCAAUGAUCAGAUGGGAGACUGAGAGAGGCUUAGACAUGACCAUUUCAUCAGUGGCUGGAGAGAGUUAUACAGUAGAUGUUGAUCUUAGCACUGCACUACAUGGAUGGGUUGGUGAGAACUUUCAAAUACUUGUUGAUGGAGAAAAGGUGAAACCAUCCUGGAGAGACAUGCAUUUCACCAUCAAGUAUCAUUCUGACGCCCUCUUCGACUUUGCCUACUGGUUUGGCUUCAGCAAGCGACAGUUCAAGAUCACUUACCAUGGAAGAUGAGGUCAAGAGCCGAAAUACUAUGCAAGAUAUCUACUGAAAACUGUCAGUUUGUGGAAUAUAUAUAUAUAUAUAUGUUUUUUUAAUACCUACACUUAUAUACAGCAUAUUAAUAAAAAUUGUAUAAACCGUAGAUUGCUUAAGUUUGUAUCAUUUAAAAAAAUUAUCAUAAAAAUUGCAUUUUGUGUUUUAUUUAGCACUAGCCUGAUGAAGCUAAUUGACAUUACAGAUACACGUGUUCUAACAAUAACUGAAUUUACACAAAUGGUAAAUUGAGGGGCUUGUACACAACUACAAAAGGUGCAAACAUUCAUUACUUCGACGCUCAAGAAGGCAACACACAACAUUAAGAACAAAGGGGAUGUAAACUUUUUGAGUUGAUGAUUUGUGUAAGGGGUUAUUAUGUCUUGUAUAUUUUUAUCUUUGUCUAUUAUUCUGUAUGUUAAUAUCUGUUAUUUAGCUUCUGAUGGGCAGUCCUUAAAGUAUAUGAUUUUUCUAUCUAUUAUAUUUGUAUAAAUAAAGUUGUGUGUAAAACCUAUGAGACAAAAGGGGAAUGCAAACUUCUGCUCUAAACUGUAUUUAUUUAUGUGUGUAUGUAUGUAUGUAUGUAUGUAUAUAUGUGUGUGUAUAUGUAUGUGUGUAUAUAUAUAUGUAUAUGUGUGUGUAUAUAUGUAUGUGUGUGUAUAUAUGUAUGUGUAUAUACAGUGAGGAAAAUAAGUAUUUGAACACCCUGCUAUUUUGCAAGUUCUCCCACUUGGAAAUCAUGGAGGGGUCUGAAAU